UCAUAAAAAAAUUAGCCAUUGACGAAAUUCUGAUAGUAGAAUAGUCUGCGUGUGUCCAUCCCUUCCAUAGCUUCACUUCGUCGGAUCGCUCUCUCAUUUCGGCCUCUGGAUCCCGUCGACCUCGCAGCGAUCCUCACCGGUUGACCAAAAUGGCUGGUAGAGCAAUUCAUCAGUUAUUCAAGAGGAGGCUUCAAUCUCAUUCCGCUGCUCCCCCAGUUUUGUCAUCUCUUGUUUCAAGGAAAGAUCAAGAAGGGUUUGAAUCUGCAGGCAUGAAAUCUCUGAAAGCAUUUGCUCUACUAGGAGCUGGUGUAACUGGGCUUUUGGGAUUUUCAACAAUGGCAGCUGCUGAUGAAGCUGAGCAUGGUUUAGCUAGUCCAGAUUACCCUUGGCCACACCAAGGCAUUCUCAGUUCAUAUGAUCACGCAUCGAUUCGCCGUGGUCACCAGGUUUACACACAAGUCUGUGCUUCCUGUCAUUCAAUGUCACUGAUUUCUUAUCGUGACUUGGUGGGUGUUGCAUACACGGAGGAGGAAACCAAGGCAAUGGCUGCUGAGAUUGAAGUGGUUGAUGGCCCCAAUGAUGAGGGUGAAAUGUUUUCUCGUCCUGGUAAAUUAAGUGACCGAUUUCCUCAGCCAUAUGCAAAUGAGCAAGCUGCUAGAUUUGCAAAUGGAGGAGCCUAUCCUCCAGAUCUAAGUCUUGUCACCAAAGCUCGCCACAAUGGCCAGAACUAUGUAUUUGCUCUUCUAACUGGUUACCGUGAUCCUCCAGCUGGUGUUUCUAUUAGAGAAGGAUUACACUACAACCCAUACUUCCCUGGAGGAGCUAUAGCCAUGCCUAAAAUGCUUAAUGAUGGUGCUGUUGAAUAUGAAGAUGGUACCCCAGCUACCGAAGCUCAGAUGGGAAAAGAUGUUGUGACAUUCUUGGCAUGGGCUGCAGAACCAGAAAUGGAAGAAAGAAAACUGAUGGGAUUUAAGUGGAUUUUAGUAUUAUCGUUGGCAUUGCUACAAGCGGCUUAUCAAAGGCGUAUGAAGUGGUCGGUUUUGAAGUCACGUAAGCUUGUGAUGGACAUUGUUAAUUGAGUGGUGUUCCCUCCCCACUUUGUAUGGGAGAGAGGGACUUGGAACGGGCAAAACACAAGUAUGAUGUUUUGUAUCGUAAAGUGUUUCUUUCUAAUAUUUAUUUUUAUGUUGUUCCUGCCUGCCCUUGUUCAGCCUGCCUGAUCGGGUUAUUGGAUGUUUUAUCGGGUUGUUGGAGAAAAUAAGUAAGUACUGUGAAAGAGAUUUCUUAAUUCUUUUUGUUGGGAACCAAACUGUUUUGGAAAUGCUCAAACAAUGAAUGGGUAGUAAUCUUAAAAUAUUUUUAAGGUUUUUACU
Molecule: messenger RNA, 1373 nt
Organism: Impatiens glandulifera
Lineage: Eukaryota; Viridiplantae; Streptophyta; Magnoliopsida; Ericales; Balsaminaceae
Product: cytochrome c1-2, heme protein, mitochondrial-like
Exons: 8
Coding region: 150-1079 (309 amino acids)
Biological process (GO): mitochondrial electron transport, ubiquinol to cytochrome c
Molecular function (GO): heme binding; electron transfer activity
Source: RefSeq, a predicted model, not a curated record